AAAGAAGAAAAGUAACCCAUGAUAAUACCCUUCCGGUCACAUUAUGAAAACUGUGGACAGUUCAUCUUUUUUUUGACUUUCAUCCAUGUCUUACAAGUGUUGUUGUAUUUUUGAAUGUGUAAAAAACAUUAAUGAAUGUGGCAAAUUACCUAAAUACGCCACGCAUUAGCCAAACGUCACGUUAAAAUCGAAGCUCUUCCCACAAUGCACUCGCCGACCAUCAGCGGGAAACCAAAAUGGCGAACGUGCUAGGGGAAAAUGAGCCGUUUGUUAUUUUCUAAGAAGGACGUAAAGUCGACACGUUUGAGCCGUUAGCCUUUGCAAUAAAACACCAGGCGAACCGAGUGGAACAACGAGAGCCACGCGCUAAUAUUGACUUGGUUUAUUCUAGCUAGCUGCUGAAGCGGAGGUGCCCGAAUGAGAGACUCUGGCGUUUUGAGUCAUCUGUCCGUCAAUCAGAGAUCCUUGCGGCCACAACAGCCGGCUGUCCCCCUGUCCCCCACCAGCCAAGCGAGGGUGGCGUAUGGUGAACAGGACAGGUUCACUGAGGGACAGGAUGUCUUGGCCCGCUGGUCAGAUGGCUUGAUCUACUUGGGGACUAUCGCCAAGAUUGACCGAGACAAACAGAGAUGCUUUGUGGUGUUUGAAGAUCGAUCCAAAUCCUGGGUUCUCUGGAAAGAUAUUCAGACAGGAGACGAAGAUGAGGAUGACGAUGAGGACGAUGACAUGGUGUGCUCCAUCUGUCAGGAUGAAACCUCCGAGGAGCCUAAUGAGAUUGUCAUUUGUGACAAGUGCGGGCAAGGCUACCAUCAGCUGUGCCACUCACCCAUCAUCGAUGCUACUGUCAUUGACUCGGACGACAAAUGGCUUUGUUCUGAAUGUCAGCACACUGCUUUCCCAAAGCAGGAAGACCCACAACAGAUGGAGCUAUCGUUUCCAUAUGUCCCAGAGGAACUAGUGUGGGAUGAAGACCACCGGACUAACAUGCAGCAGUGCUACUGCUACUGUGGAGGUCCAGGAAACUGGUACCUGAAGAUGCUGCAGUGCAAUAGGUGUGAGCAGUGGUUUCAUGAAGCCUGCCUCCAUUGCUUGCCGAUGCCAAUGCUCUACGGUGACAGGUUUUAUCUCUUUGUUUGCGCCGUUUGCAACGGUGGACCAGAGUAUUUAAGCCGGUUGCCUCUCAGAUGGGAGGAUGUGACACAUUUGAGCCUGUACAAUCUUACAAUGAUCCACAAGAAGAAGUACUUUGAUUCUGAGAUGGAACUAAUGGCAUACAUCAAUAGCAACUGGGAGCUGCUACAGCUUGGAGAGCUGGCGAGUACUCCGAGAUCAAUGCGAUUUGCGUGUGUUAUUGAGGCAUUAAACAGAAACACAACCAAGUUCAUGUCAGGGAAGGAGGUCAAGAAGAAGAAGCACUUGUUUGGACUGAGGGUUCGAUUCCCACCCACUCCCCCAGUUAGGGAGCGACCAGCUAGCACAUUGAUGGAGUGCCCCUCACGUGGCUUCACCGUUAACUCAAAAAAAACACCAUCUGGCAUGAGUACAUUAACCAAUGGUGCAGAGAAGGCUAAAAAGAAGACAAGGAAGCAAGCAACACGUUCCCUGGAGAGGCAGGCCAAACGCAAAUGUUCCAGUGAACUUUUGUCCCAGGAACUAAGAAAGUCCGCACCACUCGAACCCCAUUCGCUGGAUCGGUUUUCUUCUAUCAAGAGUGACAGGUCUUUACUGUCAUCUCAAACCUCGGACGUGGAGUCUAUCGGAACCUUGAGCACCACAGAAACUACCUCAACUAGCCUAUCCAGGCCGUCCAGUCAGUGCAGCUCCAGCAAGACACGGUCGACAACUUCCACCAUGCCUUUCCCCCCUCCGCCCUUAAAAAAGAAACGGGGGCGGCCACGACGGGUCGGGCCACUCACCAGCCCGGCGGACCCCGACGGCGGCGUGACGGAUAUCGCCACGCCGCUUCCGGGACUCCACUCUGCAGACAUAAUUCACGGCAUGGACCCCAACAGCCAGCUGUCCCACCUCAAGAGCUCCAUCAGCACCUAUUUUGGAGCGGCGGGUAGGCUGGCUUGCGGGGAGAAGUACAAAAUCCUUGCUCGGAGAGUCACCCUGGACGGCAAGGUUCAGUAUCUGGUGGAGUGGGAGGGGGUCACUGCCUCUUAGACUGCAAAAAGUGACUUCACUGUGCACCCUUCUGAGAGCGAUAAUUCAAAUGUCAGCUUUCUAGCAUAAUAGCCUUUCGUUUUCAACUCAGAAUUGACACAGAUAUUUAAAAAAAAAAACAAAAAAAAACACCAGCAUAUUGAAAUAGGGCUGCCACAAACAAUUAUUUUGAUAGUCGACUAAUCGCCAGUUGUUUUUUACAAUUCAUACACUAAUUGGCCAUCUAAAUUAGGUUAUUGUUGUAUUACUUUUCAGUGCAAAAGCAAAGAUCUAGUUUUGAUUCUUCAUAAUUAUUUUUUUAAAUUAAAAGAAAACGUUUUUUAAAAUUUAUUAAUACAAUUAAAAAUUGAAGUAAAUACAAAAUAUUUAGUUUCCUUUUGUUUAUGUGGAAAAUUUAAAAAGAAAAAGACCAAUCCGCAUAAUCUUGUUAAAUUACACUUUAUUUAAAUAAUAUAAAAGACCAUUUGAAUUGAUUCCCUUUUUUGUUUUUCAUUAUUUUGGAAAAAUAGAAAAUUUCCCUUUUCUAUUUUUUAAAUAUACAUAAUAAUAAUUUUAAUAAUAUUUUCAAAAAGACAUGUAAAAUAAGAAUAUUUGCGAUUAACUCAUUGGCUGUCGGUGGCUGCGGUAGGCGUCCAAUCCAAUUUGAAUUAAGAGGGUGGACAGCGAUCAUUUGAUAAAUUGGAUGGAUAUUCAACUCAUUUUUUAAAAUAAUUUUGCAAUUAAUCUAUGCAUGCUAAUGCCACCAAUGGCAACAAAACUGUUGGCCCUCCAAAAAUUUCCAGAUUAAUCUCAUUUCGAGAUUAAUCUGUGCAUUCCAACAUGGUCAGUGGCAAUUAAAUGUGAUUUGCAGUGAAUGUGUUAAUAAUAGAUUACUCUAUUAAAUAAUUUUGUGCUUGAUCGAUGGAUUUGAUAGAUUAAUCGAUAAUUGGUUGACAGAUUAAUCUCAUUUUUUGAUUAAUCCUGACGCCUUGGUGCCACGAAAACAUGAUCAUUGUCAGUGAAUGCAUUAACUCAUUGGCAGCGAUAGACUUUACACAAAUCUAACAAAGAAAACCCGGGUAAAAAUUAAAUGCAAUUUUAACUGUAAAUUGCCGACAGUGCAGCCAAUGGGUUAAUAGCCUCAGAACAUUUUAUCUGGACAAUUUUUCAAUCAAUAUUGUCCCCUAACGUUUAAACGAUUAUCAAAAUAGUCUUCGAUUAAUUGUGGCAGUCCUAUAUUGUAAGUUAAAAAUGACUGGGGUAUGAUACUACAAAGCUAACGUGAAAAGUACUUGUUUAGUUAGGACUCGAGUGUUGGAAAGCUUUCCGCAAAGCCUACUGGUUCGGUGCAGUUCACUGUGAAUAGUAUACGUUCAAACAUAUCUUACAGUUUGUUGGUAAAUAUCAGGCUUUGGCAUAUUUGUAUCUCUUUGCUCUUUAGCUAUUAUUCUCUUGUCAUCGCUUGGAAUGUUUACAAGAAGCAACUGUUCAAUGCACUGCACCUGUAGGCUUUCAAUGAUGGUGUUUUAUUUUCAAACCAGUUUAUAUGCUUGUCAAUUUCAAACCAGCUGAGUAUAAAACUACAUUUUCUUUUCAAGGAAUGUAGCCGAUGUUCAAGUGAUUUAAAUGCCAAUCUGGGAGCGAAUAAGGGGGAAGUUUUGUUUAGCCACUGAUGUUGCACCGUGAACCUUUGUGUCCACUCGGAUGACAUUUAUUUUUGUACAGUCUUUGCAGAGUUAUAACUUCACUCUAAAUUUGUAAUUCCUAUUAUUUUCCUCAUCUGCGAGUACCUCUUGUGUUUUGCAGCUGUUCAGUUUUAGAAAAUUUGUGUCAGUUUGUGCUCUUUUCAGGAAGCAAGUGAGAUGCGCUGCUGCAAAUCUUAAUUUUAUAUAAGCAUGUACUACAUUUAUUUUUUACAUUUUUCAACUUUACUUCCAUGUAUGCCUUUGCUGUUCGGACCGGUAGACGCCUGAUUUGGAUCUAAUGUGAACAGUCAAAGUAAAUGCGCAAAAUAUACAGUAGUACUAUCUUUGAUUUAAGUUCUUAUAAAAAUAUUUUUUGCUGGUCCUAACAACAAUUAACAAACAAAAAAGUUCUUGAGCAGACUUUUUUUUUUUUUUUAGGACAUUGUAAGAGAUACAUUGCGCUUUCAUUUUAGGUGACCCCAAAGCAUUUGACAACUAAGUAUGUUAUAAAGUUGUGUGAUUUGAAUCUUUAAGGACCUAUCGAGUUUUUACUUUGUUUGAUAAUCAAAAAAAUAAAGUGCUGCAUCAAUGAUUGUCA
Messenger RNA from Corythoichthys intestinalis (scribbled pipefish), 4428 nucleotides. RefSeq names its product metal response element binding transcription factor 2 (gene mtf2). Bases 418 to 2166 code for a protein of 582 amino acids. NCBI's taxonomy places the organism in Eukaryota, Metazoa, Chordata, Actinopteri, Syngnathiformes, Syngnathidae. Gene Ontology annotation, molecular function: DNA binding; chromatin binding. The record is from RefSeq and is a predicted model, not a curated record. The transcript has 15 exons. Gene Ontology annotation, cellular component: nucleus. Gene Ontology annotation, biological process: chromatin organization; regulation of DNA-templated transcription.